GAUUAAUCUUGGAAUAUACAUGCAAGACAGUAUCUCAGAACUGUCAGUGUUGGUUGACCGUUCAGUUGGGGGAUCCAGUUUAGUGGAUGGUCAGAUGGAGCUUAUGCUCCACAGGAGAUUACUUCAUGAUGAUUCAAGAGGAGUUGGUGAGGUGUUGAAUGACACAGUUUGUCUUCAUGAUAAAUGUGAGGGUUUAACUGUAAGUAAACCAUUUUUCCAACCUCUAUUUAUAGUUGAGUUGAUAAUGGUGUCUAUGAACAAAUUUUCAAAUGACACAGGGAGAACUAAUAGACUCAGGUUCCAUACGGAUAUUUACAAUCAAGACGACCAAAGAAAAUAUGAUAUUUUUUAAGCUAUUAUUUUCUGUUUGAUUUAGUUGUUAUUUCUUAUAUUAGACCCAUUUUGCAAGGUCUGAUUCUAAUCUCGCUUGAGCCCUGGGUGAGCACGUUACAUUUUGGUACUAAUUAUUCUUAGCGAUUCUUUUUUAUUAAGACUCCUGU
This is a messenger RNA of Humulus lupulus (European hop), 500 nucleotides long. RefSeq names its product alpha-mannosidase At3g26720-like. The record is from RefSeq and is a predicted model, not a curated record. Gene Ontology annotation, biological process: mannose metabolic process. The transcript is spliced from 2 exons. Bases 20 to 352 code for a protein of 110 amino acids. Gene Ontology annotation, molecular function: carbohydrate binding; alpha-mannosidase activity. NCBI's taxonomy places the organism in Eukaryota, Viridiplantae, Streptophyta, Magnoliopsida, Rosales, Cannabaceae.